Messenger RNA from Benincasa hispida (wax gourd), 1151 nucleotides. RefSeq names its product nudix hydrolase 17, mitochondrial-like. Gene Ontology annotation, cellular component: nucleus; cytoplasm. NCBI's taxonomy places the organism in Eukaryota, Viridiplantae, Streptophyta, Magnoliopsida, Cucurbitales, Cucurbitaceae. The record is from RefSeq and is a predicted model, not a curated record. Gene Ontology annotation, molecular function: pyrophosphatase activity.
CCCCCCUUUUUACGCGUACUUUUUUCCCCCGCGGUUAUCCCUUCCAAUUUCUAUCACCAACCACCAUUUUCUAUAUAUACCUCUCUUCUUCUACCCAUUUUUCAAUCCUAAUAACUAAUAAUCUUGGAUAAUUUCGUCCCUUAUUCGAUCUAGAUCUCUCUGUUUUCUGGGGUUUCUUUCAAGAUUCUGCUUCAUUUCAGAAAAGAUGGCUUGCUUGGUUUCUCGUACUGGAAGGGAAUUGCAGAGAUAUAAUCAUAUGGGGUUUCGCCAAGUUGUGGGUUGUAUACCGUAUAGAUUUAAAUAUAAUGAAGAUGGGAUGAAGAUUUGUGAUGAAUAUGAGGUGCUUGUGAUAAGUUCUCAAAAGGGUCAAGGCUUGAUGUUUCCCAAGGGUGGUUGGGAACUUGAUGAAUCCUUGGAACAAGCUGCUUCUAGAGAGUCACUUGAAGAAGCUGGGGUUGUUGGCAAAGUUGAGUCUCAACUUGGAAAAUGGAGAUUCAUCAGCAAAAGCCAAGGCACAUAUUAUGAAGGCUAUAUGUUCCCUUUAUUUGUUGAGGAGCAACUUGAUCUCUGGCCAGAGAAACAUGUUAGAGAAAGAAUAUGGAUGCCUGUAGCUGAAGCUAGAGAAGUAUGUAGACAUUGGUGGAUGAAGGAAGCUUUAGACAUCUUAGUUGAAAGAUUAACAUCCAUUGGAGAGCAAAAGAAUGAUGAUCUUCUAGCAACUGAUGAUCUGUGAUAGAAAGCUCAGUCUUGUUUUUUCUCCUUGUAAAUAUGGAGAGGAAAAAUGAUGCUGGGGGCCAUGUGAAUAAAGUUAAUGGUUUGGUUGGAUCUUUCCUUUUCUGAAGUCUGAUGGCAUCAAUUCAUAGAAAGAAGGAAAAGCCAUAUUCAUGAUAUCGCCAAAAGCUUGAUCUGGCACAAGCUGUUAGAAAAAUAAAAGAGACGGAGACAUGGGAGAGAAAAGUGUAAGUGAAAGGGAAAGGGAGAGUGAAAGGGAAAGGACAAGGAUAGGGAAGGGAUAAGGGAAAACUAUUGCAGAAAAUCAAUUUGUACAUGGUUGGGGAUGUUCAUGACUAAUUGUGUCAUAGUUUCUUUUUCUUUUUGUUUUAUGUAUCAUCAAUUUUGAAAUAAUACAAACAAAUAUUAUUGAAAGAUAU